AUGGCGAUGACAGCGCGGUGGUGCGUGUGGGUGGUGGCGGCCAGCUUGGUCCUCCCGUCAUGGAAUGCCGAUGUCAUGGCGGACGUGGCCGAUCCAGAUGAUGACGUUGCUCUGGUCACACCGCAAGGAACUUACUGCAACUAUCCGCAUCGUUGUGUGGGCUCGCGCUGCCGCUUUGACCGCACGAACCUAAAUGCUUAUUAUCCGCCGCAGUGCACCGAUUGUCGCUGCAUCAAAGUUCCAGAACAUCCCAUCAAGCCGGCCCUCCCAUCUUCCCUCAUCGACAUGCGCGGCGCACCUUAUUGUGACUACUCCACAUCUGAGCGCUAUGUCAAUAAGAACAAGUACACCUUCACCUUUACCGUCUCAACCGGUCACUCAGGGACUGGGUUUUUCGGUCAGAAAGCCAUGUGGGCACACGCGCUGAAUAUGAACAAGAGCGACACCCCAGUCGCCGUUGGCCACGAGUACCAUCCCCGUCGCUAUUUCUUGGCCGGUCUUCAAUACCGCUCGAACAUGUGUGAGGCUGCCUGGACAUUUGCCGUUGAAGAACUAGUCCCCUUUAUUGAGAGCGAGCUCAGGGACAAGAACAGCACGGCAUAUUAUGCCUCGGGACAUGACCUGACCAUGGGCACCAUGCAUGCCCUGUUAACAUACUUGGGCUCAGCCGCCCGAUUGGUCCGCCUACGCCGCUCACGUCGGGCCACAGCUCAAAGCUUUUACAUGUCUGCCCACAAUGGUCCCCAGUCCAAUGCCUGCAUCUUUUGUGUCAAGCCCUACUCUCCGUUAUCGCGAUGCCCCCUCCGUGAUAGGGCCGUCUUUAAGAACCUGACCCCCUUCCAAGCCUAUCUGGCCCUGGUGGAUGAGAAUGAAUGUCAAUGGCAAUCAUACCUUUUUGCUUAUCCCCGCUUGCCCCAUCUCACAAUCAAUUGGUCCGGCAAGCUGACCAGCGACCAUGUUGUGGGCCUGGCCAAGUUUGUCCUCAACAUUGACCCCAAUCCAAGAGAGAAUGAUGUCAAUGCCAGUGCUGUGCAAAUCAACCACCACGCUGGAGUGAAGAAACGCGCGGCCCUGGACCAGAAGCACCUGGAUCUCGAAUACGCGCAGUACACGCGCAUUCUCGGUCUUUCUCCAAAAGACUGCAAUGAAUACACUUGCGUUCCCAUGCUGGACUAG
Monosiga brevicollis MX1 is the source of this 1176-nucleotide messenger RNA. RefSeq lists its product as uncharacterized. The record is from RefSeq and is a predicted model, not a curated record. NCBI's taxonomy places the organism in Eukaryota, Choanoflagellata, Craspedida, Salpingoecidae. The transcript is spliced from 2 exons. Bases 1 to 1176 code for a protein of 391 amino acids.